AUGUCCCCUUUUCGAGUACGCUCUUGUGUGAGUGCUUCAGAAGCCUCAGAAAUCUUGUAUCCAUGGGUUGUCGCGGAAAAGUGGGACCCAGGAAUGAACGGUAAUGAUAUCAAGCACGCAUACUAUCCAUCGGACCCUGCUAGUUUCUUUGUCGGUACGAUAACCCAGCAGACAACAACAACAUCGGCAGCAGAAAAGAUUGUAUCAUCUAUUUGUGCCAUCAAGCAUGACGACAACACAGGCUAUAUUGCAUUUUACGUUGUGGACGCUUUGUAUCGUGGAAAAGGUUAUGGGUUCCAAACAUUCACGCAUGCCCUCUCGCACCUGUCAGCAAGUCCCUGGAUCGGCCUGGAUGCCGUUGAAGCUCAAAUGGAAACGUACAAGAAAUCCGGAUUUGUGGUUCAAACGAAAAUUGUCCGCUAUGUCGGUGGUGGUGUGAGUCAUCCUGCUCAUUCGACCGCGACGGAUGGUGUUCGUACCGUGGGUUUAGAUCAAGCCACAUUAGAGCAACUUGUUGACUAUGACCAUGGUUGCACAGGCAUGCGGCGCGCCACAUUCGUGUCGCAUUGGGUGUCCUAUCAUGUCAAGCAUGGUUGGGGCUUUGUCUUGUUGAAUCAACAACAAAAGAUCGUCGGCCUGGGAUGCAUGCGACGCUGUGCAAGUGGAACUUAUCGGAUCGCUCCCUUGUAUGCAGAUACACUGGAUCAUGCUUUGGAUUUGGUGACUCGGUUGACUAUGGCGGUUGGUGUGAAUGACAACCACACCGAGGCUGCUGCUCCUCAUCCUCAUCAGUUUGCAGUAGAUGCAUGGACUGCUACUCCCGCACCUUCAGAGUUGUUUGCGGACAAGCUUGGAUGGAAGCCUAUAUCAACCAUGUACCGUAUGUGGAGAAAGAACGGCACGAAUGCCAAUAUCGAUGGACCACCGCUUGGAUCGAUGGAUGGUUUUUAUGCUAUUGCUUCCCCAGAAGUCGGAUAA
Molecule: messenger RNA, 978 nt
Organism: Zychaea mexicana
Lineage: Eukaryota; Fungi; Mucoromycota; Mucoromycetes; Mucorales; Lichtheimiaceae
Product: acyl-CoA N-acyltransferase
Exons: 1
Coding region: 1-978 (325 amino acids)
Molecular function (GO): acyltransferase activity, transferring groups other than amino-acyl groups
Source: RefSeq, a predicted model, not a curated record